Molecule: messenger RNA, 1565 nt
Organism: Athalia rosae (coleseed sawfly)
Lineage: Eukaryota; Metazoa; Arthropoda; Insecta; Hymenoptera; Athaliidae
Exons: 4
Coding region: 263-1042 (259 amino acids)
Source: RefSeq, a predicted model, not a curated record
ACCAGCUACGGCAGUCCGCGCUGUAAGGUUCCUCGGAUUUUGAAUCAGCCUUGAUAUCGCUCAAAAGAUCGCACGCAGCCUCCGCAUACUGAAAUUGUGUAGUGCUCGUUGCUGUUCAUCGGUCCAUGUAUUGGAAUAUACAUGAGAUAUUUCGGCUUUACGUACAGAAGAUUUAGUGACAGUUCAGGUAAUUUAAUUGAAAACGAAAAAGGAACACCCGAAUAGGAGGUCCGACGAAAAAAUAUAGGUGGAAGAAGCCAAGAUGGAGUUAUUGGUACCUACGGUUUCCGACAUAGUCUUCAAAUAUACUUGGCCGAUAAAAAGGUAUAUGAAGGUCGUAGGUAAGAAGACUUCCUUCGAUAGUUCACCGUUCAGCAUCAACAUCAAUGGAAUUCAAAGCGAAUGGAACUUGUCGAUACGAUUUUGGAAGGGACCACAAGGAAAAAAAAUCACAAAUCCGGUUGUCCUGUGUUUGAAUAUGUUGAAUUGUUCGAUCGCGGAAAUCGAGCAAGCGAGAGUUCGUUUUCAAUUUGGGAUUUACAACGUGGAUACGAUACACUGGGAAUUCUGUCACGUGAACCGGACAAUCCUCGCAUUGAAGACAACGGGUGACAUUUUUUCCUUGGGCUAUAGAGACUUGUGUAUCGUUGAUCGACACGUCAACAAAUCUGGCGACAUCACCGUAAUGGUCAAGAUACAGAUCAUUCAAAACGAAAUCGAGAGGCACAAUCUGUCACAGGAUAUGGCACACACUUUGAGGCAUCCAAGGGCAGCAGAUGCGAGACUGAGUUGCGGGGGUAUGAACAACACAGAAAUACCGGUACAAAGCGGUAUCAUUGGCGCUCGCAGUUCAACUCUAGCCGCAAUGAUAGAACCCAUAAGGAAGGUCGACAAUACCGACGAGACGUGCGAAUUCACGGACCCAUUAAAGAUAAAUAUGGAAGACAAACUUGACAGGGUUGUGGAGGCAUAUGCCAUUGGAGAAACGAGCCAGAUAUCAAAUGGACAAGAUGAGCUUGACCGAAAAUAUAUUCCGAAAUAACAGAAUAUUAUUCUACAUAUUGCUUCUCAUCCCCACGAGAGGUUUUCUGUGACUCUGUCUACAUCCCCUUUGUUAAUGGCGCCUAUAAUCUAAUGGUUUUAUAUUAGUUAUUUGAUAAUGCUCGAUGAUUUUAUUGAAAAAGGCCGAUACUUCAAGUAUUUUAAAACUCAUCACAUGCUGCAAUUACACAGAAUCAAAAAAACACAAACUUUCUUUAACGGGUGAUAAAUUUUGAAAACAAGAAGAUCCAAUCAUCAGUUUCAGAACUGUACAAGAUUUUCGACCGUUUAAGUUAUCUUCUGAUCAGACAAUUUGUGAAAAAGUUUCUCCACAAAAAUUAGAUACCAUGAAGUAAAGCAGCGACUACCACGUCUGUACAAAUAAGCAGAGAAUUCAUUCUUCUGCCACAUUUCACGGUAGAUAACUAAAUGAAUUAUGAUUUAGCUUUGUGGUAGGCAUUUCACCUCCAGUGAUAUGUAGUUUGAAACAUCCAAAUAUUAUAAAACAGUGGUUCCCAUUCAAA